Messenger RNA from Pieris macdunnoughi, 4005 nucleotides. The record is from the annotation of a GenBank genome assembly. NCBI's taxonomy places the organism in Eukaryota, Metazoa, Arthropoda, Insecta, Lepidoptera, Pieridae.
AUGUCACAAACUUUCAGGUUAUUGGCAGUUGGUUUAGCUGUUGUGCUGUCUUUCAUCGAGGCACCAGUUAAUUCAUUUACGCUUAGUCGAGAAACUAACUUUACUCAAGAUGAUCUACAUCCUGAGGACAGUAUUGUUUUGGAAGUUAGAAAUGAUGUAAGAAGACCGAAUGAUAUCGAGAUAACGAAGGAAGAUGGCUUUAUUCCGACUUCUGAAAUAUACUUUAAAGAUUUUAAAUUUAUAACAUCGAUUCAAGAUCAAGCUGUUGAAAGUAGUGUUGAUACAACACAAAACAUAGAGUUCACUACACAAAAUGUUGAACCGACUGAAAAUAAGGAGACGACGAUUACAAUUACUGACGAUGAACAGUCGAAUCACAAAAAAUACAAAAGCAUUUUGCACAACUCUACAAAUAAAGAACCGAAACCAACGCCAUCUUGGAAGAAAUAUACUGAAAUUAAUAGAAAAGUUAAUAGUGAGUUAAAUGAUGACAGGAAGCAAACAGAAGGUAUGCUUACUGAAGAGACAGGUGUGCCUCGCCAAGAUUCUAAAUCUGGAGAUAUACCAUCGCUAAAUCAACUUAAAAAUUUUCUUUUUCCAUCGUCUUUCUUUAAAUCUGACAUUGUAAAUGAUACAAUCUCAACAGUUGAAGUUACAGAACAAUCAUUCACUAGUAAUCCUGAAACUACAGUUGAAUUGACCACACCCACUAAGGCAAAUAUAGCUACAGUGGAAUCUAAACGAGGUGGAUUUUUAGACUUUUCUUUAAAAUCUCUUUUUGAAGACAACAGUGAUAAAAAGGAAAACUCACAAGAAAAUAACACAUCCAAACCUAAAGGCAGGAGGCUAAGUUGGCGUUUUGGAUCACGAUAUCGAGGAAAAGAAGACAACUCAGCAGAGAAGAGUAAAGAAAGGUCACGUUUUAGAUUUAGAAAUAAUAAGGAUAAAAAGGCUGAUAAUAACGAUACCAAAGAAAGUAAAGAAGAAUAUUCAAAAGAAAUUGAUUCGAGGGAGGAUUCUGAUAAAAAAACAUUACGACCAAUUGAGAAGGAUACCAACAGUGAAAAUUAUCAAAAUGAAUCGGAGAAUAAAAAAGAAACUAAAGUCAGUAGAGACCAAACAAAUGUUAAUGAAAAGGAAAUUUUAGCAGAAUGGAACCAAUAUGAAAACAAUAAAGGAAACCCAGAUAAUGAAUUUAAAAACGACAACUUGCCGUCAAAAGACAAACUAAAAUUAAAAGAAGAGGUUAAUCUUAAGAAAAUAGAACAUAGUAAAUAUAUAACGACUACUGAAAUAAAUAUAUGGUAUACAGGUUCGGGCGAAAAGACACGUUCCCGUGAAAAGGAACAACGAAAAACCAGCGAGUUUAAAAUUCCAAAAGAAAGAAAUGAGGCGCGAAGACCUCACUCUUCAAAUAAUGCGGAAGAAUCACGAGAUAAUAAUUCUAAAAAUAGAGGACGAAAUACAUCGAAAAGUUAUAAUAAUGAAGAUGAAUCUUCACAAUCGAAAUCACGAGUUAGAAAUAACAAAGAUAAUAUAAAAGAAAUAUAUAAUGAGCCCAGAAUGGAUAAAAACGAACAUAGAGAUAUAAAAGAAUACAACACAUAUAAUUCACAAAAUUUAAAUGAAACGCAAAGUCACCUUAAUAACAUUAAGUAUAAUGCAAUGGAUUCACAUAUUAGUCAAAAACCGUCAAAUAAUGAAUACAUUGAAAAUCAAACAAAUCAAUAUGACACAAUAAAAACGACCGAGUUAAAUGAAGAAUCUGGUCAGGAAAUUACAAAAACGGGCAACAAUUCGACAUCAGAAAAUAUUGAUAUUACAAAAAAUUAUGAUGUUAAACAAGAAAAUAAAAGUUCUGACAAACAAGUGACAUUAGAACAUAUCAAGCAAUUUUUAUCUACAAUUGACGAAGAAGAGGAAAACGAAUCUCAUUCCCCUACUAUAGAUGAAAUUAGUACAGCAAAACCUGUUGACAUUCCAAAUAUAGCAGCGGUGAAUUAUUCAGAAGAUUUUAAAUUAAACGACAUAGAUACCACGACGGUAGCUUUGGACCCUUACGAACCUUUUAAAAUUCCAAAUUUAUUAAUAAGCUUACCCAGUUCAAGAAAUAGAGAUGGAGCUCUGCAAUAUAGUAAAUUAAAACAAAAUGAGGCUAAACAGUAUAUUAAUACAGUAGAAACGGCUACGGAGUCUGGUUUCACCGAAAAAUAUUCAACUGACGUUAUUAAUCCCACUACUAGUGAACACAAAUAUGCAACGAAAAACAAGGACUAUAAAAAUACUGAAGCGAUUAUUCAGAUGCAUGAAGAUUAUCGAAGAGAAGAACUGUUGAAAGAAGAAGUGAUUAAUAACAAUGAGCAAAACUUUGGAAAAUUUGAUUACGAGCUAACUACUACUCAACAAUCGACAAUUCCUGUUAAAAUAUAUGAAGUUAACCAAAAACCAGAAGAUGAGAAGUUAAGUGUUAAGCCCUUGACUUUCUUGGACAGAUUAAAAACGACAAUUUUAUAUCCUGUUGGUGUUAACUACAGGCCACUGAAAAAAAUUGAAGUGCAACCACCCAAGUCAUUCAUGAGAGAUCCUGAUGAUAAUAGUUGGCGAAAUGAAAGCUUGAGUUCGCUAGGAAUCGUUUUCAAACCAAAGAACUCUUCGAAGCCUUUCACUCAAGUAUUAAAGAAUAAGACGGAAACGGAAUGGAAUAAUUUGGUGGAAAAGCAAAAUACGAGUGAAAUUCCUGACUUGCGAGAAAGGUUAGAGAAAAUUGCUGAAAUGAGAAAAUCUAAGAAGAAAAAGACUGAUGCUUACGGUAAUGUUCUUUAUAAUGACUACGAAGAAAGCUUCUCGAAAGAAACAAAAGAUUCCGAAUUUUCUACUUCUACAACAACAACAACAACAAUGAUUUCAACCACAGAAUUUACUACAACGAGCACAGUUGCGCCUUCAACAGAGCCAGAAUCGCUAAAUUAUUCUAAAUCCGUCACAAAUUCUACAAAGGAGAAACCGAAAAAAGUAUUUAAUGUAGCCGAAUACUACGAUACGUCCGAGGAAGAUGAUGCAGACUACUUAACAUUGGCCAAAAUAGACCUCAAGAAAUUUACAGUUCCUAUCAGAACCGAUGCUUACGUGACUCCUCCCACUUGGAUAGUAACAAACACGAGACCAGAAAAUCACAACAACUACGAAAGAAAACCUACUCUGCAAUAUUUUCCACCUUUAACGACACAGAAGGGUAUGUUUAGAGAUUACGACACAGAUUUCCAUAAAAAAAUGGGAGGUUAUACCGAAACCGAGCCCCCAACAAACGUUUUACCAGUUUUAUACACAAGACCUUCGUCUCCUAUUCCGAAUGAUAGGACGGGGCACUUGUUUACUCCUAUGAACAAACAUUCGAACGACAGAACUACCACCGAAUUUAUAGAUUAUGAAAAGCCUGGGUUCAUGACGCAAGCCCCCGUUAUACCUGACGCCAAAGACGGCUACACGGUUGUCACAGAUGAUGGCAGCUACAACAGAGCGGCAGAUGUCAUCAAGCACUACAGGGACUUCUUGAAUGCUGUCGCCAAGGAUCACGAGGAAGACAUAAAUGAAGACUACAAUCCAUACACAAAAAUUCCAACACAAGGUGUCACCGUGAGUGACAUAAUUCACAAAAUUAAACCCAAACCGGAUAUGACGGAAUAUGAUUAUGACAAUGAUUUCCGGAAAGACGUCUUGCAAAGAUUUGUCCACAAUUUUAAUCAGAAUAGCGAAAGAUUUAAAUCAGGCCUUCCAAUGUUGUACAAUAACAGCGUUAUUCACGGGAGUGUUGGCGAGGGACGGGACGUGGCAUCUUCCCGAGCCUACCUCAGUCGGAUGUUGACACGACCAUCUGGGGACUGCGACAAUAACGCAACUGUGGAGCUGUCGCCGGCAUAUGAGCUGCAUUACUACGUGCCUGAAGAAGAAGAGAAAGAACAAGUAGAUCCGAAGCCGGCGACAUUGCCCUACCAGUACCGGCUAUAA